Messenger RNA from Pyrgilauda ruficollis (rufous-necked snowfinch), 13068 nucleotides. RefSeq names its product dynein axonemal heavy chain 9 (gene DNAH9). Gene Ontology annotation, molecular function: dynein intermediate chain binding; minus-end-directed microtubule motor activity; ATP hydrolysis activity. The transcript is spliced from 67 exons. The record is from RefSeq and is a predicted model, not a curated record. Gene Ontology annotation, cellular component: dynein complex. Gene Ontology annotation, biological process: microtubule-based movement. Lineage: Eukaryota; Metazoa; Chordata; Aves; Passeriformes; Passeridae.
AUGGAGGCCGAAGGGGAUCGCGGGGUUGCGGGGCCGGAUCCCAAGGAGUUUCCCCGGGAGUUUCCCCCCGAGGAGCCCCCGGAGGAGCCGUGCUGGGCGCGGCUGGCGCGGGGCGCGGCGCGGGCGCUGGCCGUGCCCCCGGAGCGCUGGCGGCGCUGGGCGGGGCCGGCGCUGCUGGCCUGGCGGAGCCCGGCCGGGGAGCUGGGGCUGCGGGCCGGGCCGCCCCCGCCGCCCCCCAGCGCUACCAAGGCGCUUUUCUUCCUCCGGCCGCCCGCAGCCGGCCCCGGCCCCGCAGAGCUGCUGUGCGGGGACCUGCCCGCUGAGCCCCUGCCGCACUUCGCCGCGCUGGUGGAGGAGGUGAUCGUGCCCAUCCUGACCAACCGGAGGAACCAUCAGGGCUGGCCACGAGUGGUGUCACAAGACAUCAUCCAUCAUGUCCACAGCCUGAAAAACACUGUCUUCAAGGUUGUUGGCCAGGUGAAGGGCAAAACCUUGCUGCCUCUUCCAGCUGGCUCAGAGGGAAUCGAGAACAUUGAUCCUAAAAAUGAGAAGUUGUGUGCUGACCUGGAGGGCAUCCACAGCCAGCUGACGUCCAGGAGGGUCAGCAACCUGCUGGAGCUGCUGGAGAGAGUGCAGAGCAUCUACGUGCCAGCCUUCCAGAGCAUGCUCACGGACGUGGAGGCAGCUCUGAGCGAGGCCCAGGACAUCGACCUGCACCUGGCAGCCCUCCAGCAGCCCCUGGAGCAGGUGGAGGCCGCUGAGUUCAGCAAGGUGAAGCCUCUCCUGGCGCCUCUGCUGCACGCCGUGUGCUGGCUCUGGGUCAGCUGCCAGCACUACAGCGUGCCCCUGCGCCUCGUGGUGCUGCUCCAGGAGAUCUGCAACCUCCUCAUCCAGCAGGCCAUGGUGUACCUGUCCCCAGAAGACCUGCUGAAAGGAGAGGUGGAAGAGAGCCUGGGCAAGGUGCAAACAGUGUUUGACAUCCUGACUGCCUUCAAAGGGGCGCUGGAGGAGAGAAGGACAAACCUGCAGGUGUAUUAUGAGCCAGGCCAGCAAGUGAGGAGCUGGGACUUCCACUCCAGGCUGGUGUUUGCAAGGCUGGACAGCUUCCUGCAGAGGCUGCAGAUGGUGAAGGGCGUCCUGAGCACAGCCCUGGACCUGGCCCAGCUGGAGAAGAUUGAAUUUGGGGGGAUGAAAGGGAAGGCCCUGGGCCAGCAGGUGCUGGACAUGCACGAGGAGUUCCAGGAGGGCUUCCAGGUGUUCUCAGAGCGAGCCUACGACUGCCUGGACCUGGCCAACCUGGAGUUUGAGCAGGACGCCCUGGACUUCCAGCAGAAGGUGGAGGACAUUGACCGGCGGCUGGGCACCGUGUUCAGCCAGGCCUUCAGUGAUGCCCCGGGCCUGGAGCACAUCUUCAAGCUGCUGGCCAUGUUCCAGAACCUUCUGCAGCGCCCUGUGAUGGCUGCAGCUGCUGCUGACAAAGUCCCCGUCCUGCUCAGCGUGUUCAGCACUGUCCUGGACCAGGCCAGGCUCACCUACACCAGGCACACCCAGGCAGGGCUGCAGCUCGGCUUUCCCCCCCUGCACAAGAACGUCCCUCCCGUGGCUGGAGCGCUGGGCUGGGCGCGGGAGCUGCGGGCGCGGAUCCAGGGGCCCUUGGAGCACCUCAGGCACAUCCCAGGGCUGAGCUUGGACUCUGCCCGUGGAAGAAGGGUGGUGCAGAAAUAUGAAGAGAUGAUCCAGCUGCUGGACAGGUAUCAGGAAAAGCUGUAUUUAGACUGGUCCCAGACAGUCUCAGAAAAAUCCCAGUACAACCUGACCCAGCCUCUCAUCCGGAGAGAUCCCCAGACCAAACUGAUCACGGUCAAUUUUGAUCCCCAGCUGGUGUCGGUGCUGAGGGAGGUGAGCUACCUGAGGGGCAGCGGGGCAGGAGCCAUCCCCCCGGCGGCAGCUGAGCUCCAUUCCUGCAAGGAAUCCUUCUGGCAGCUGGUGGCCAGCCUGGAGCUGAUGGGGAACAGCUACAACAAGGUCCUGAGGACCGUGCUGGAGGUGGAAUAUCCACUGGUGCAGGGGCAGCUCCAGGACAUCGACCUGAAGCUGAGGGAGGCAGAGGAAACGCUGACCUGGAGGACGGAGGGUGUCUGGGACCACAUCUCCGGGGUGAUGGGCGAUGUCUGUGACCUGGAGCAGAGGGUGCAGAAAGCCAAGGGCAACGUUGAGGAGAUCCAGGGCAUCGUGCACUCGUGGGGGUCACCCAUCCUGGAGAGGAGGGAUUCCAAAAAGGAGGCAGUGCUGAGCCUGGAGGAGUGCCAGGAGCGCCUGGAACGGCGCUACAGCCUGGUCAGGGACUGUGGGCAGAGGAUCCACUGGCUGGUCAAGGAAAACCAGAGCCUCCUACGUGCAGACCCCGCAUCUGAUGCCUGGAAGGUGUACUUGGAUUAUGUGGAUGAGAUAGUCCUGGAUGGAUUCUUCACUGCCAUUGAGUGCUCGCUGAAAUACCUCCUGGAGAACACAGAUCCCAAGGCAGGGCUCGCUCCCCUCUUUGAGGUUCAACUGGAUUUGGUAAUCCCAGAUUUGGUGUUUCGCCCUUCCUUGGACCCUGGCACCAACGAUGGCUUCUGUGACAUGGUGGAAAGUCUUCUCCAGGGCAUCUACCACAUCUCCUCGCUGGUGCCCCGGCUGGCCACGCACAGUGGCUUCUGCCACUACCAGGCUGACCUGGAGGCCAUGCCCGCGCUGUGCCCAUGGCGCCAGGAGCUGCUGGGUCGCGCUCAGGCGGCGGCGGCCGCGUGCCGCGAGCACCGCGCGGGGCUGGAGCGCCGCUUCUCGCACCUCUGCGGGGACGACAGGCGGGAGCUGUGCCGCCAGCUCCUGCUCCACGGCCGCGUCCCCACGCCCGCAGACGUCGAGGCCCACGGCGAGGAGGGCGUCCCCGAGGCGCCGGCCACGCUGCAGCAGUUCAGGGAGCAGAUGGGCUCCUACGAGCAGCUCUACGAGGAGGUGGCUCGCAUGCAGCCCCUCUGCACCUUCCAGGGCUGGCUGCGGCUCGAUGCGCGGCCCUUCAAGGCGGCCUUGCUCAAUGAGAUUAAAAGGUGGAGCUUGGUGUUCAAGCAGCACCUCCUGGACCACGUCACGCACAGCUUGGCUGACCUGGACGAGUUCAUCCAAAGCGCCGAGAAAGGUUUGAGCAGAAAGGUGGAGAGAGGUGACUACGGUGGCUUGGUGGAGGUCAUGGGUCACCUGCUGGCUGUGAAGGAACGUCGCAGUGCCACUGAUGCCAUGUUUGAGCCCCUGAAGGAGAUCAUUGAGCUGCUGAGGGCCUACGAGCAGCAGCUGCCCGAGGAAGUCCACCAGCAGCUGGAGGAGCUGCCGGAGAAGUGGAGCCAGGUGAAGAAGCUGGCUCAGGCCGUGAAGCAGCAGGUGGCCCCGCUGCAGGCCGGCGAGGUGACAGCCCUGCGGCAGAGCUGCGCCGCCUUCGACGCCCAGCAGCUGCGGCUCAGGGAGCGCUUCGCCGCCGAAGCUCCCUUCAGGUUUGACACCGAAAAGCCUUAUCAACUGCUGGAUGCAAAGCACAUGGAGAUUAAACAGAUGGAGACAGCCAUGACCUCGAUUUAUGAAUCAGCUGGUCUGUUUGAAGUCAUGGUGCCAGAGUAUAAACAGCUGAAGCAGUGCAGGAAGGAGCUGUGUCUGCUCAAAGAGCUCUGGGACAUGAUCUCCCUGGUGAACACCAGCCUCGAUGACUGGCAGACCACCAGGUGGGUGGAUAUUAAUGUGGAGAAGAUGGAUCUGGAGUGCAAGAAGUUUGCAAGGGAGAUUCGGAAUUUGGACAAGGAAAUGAGGGCGUGGGAUGCUUUCAGCGGGCUGGACAGCAAGGUGAAGAACAUGCUGACAGCCCUCAAGGCUGUGGCAGAACUUCAAAAUCCUGCCAUCAGGGAGAGGCACUGGAACCAGCUGAUGCAGGUGACGGGCGUGAGGUUUGCGAUGGACUCGGACACCACCCUGGCUGACCUCCUCAAGCUCAACCUGCACGAAUUUGAGGGGGAGGUCCAUGGCAUUGUGGACAAAGCAGUGCGAGAAAUGAGCAUGGAGAAGGUGCUGAAGGAGCUGAGGAUGACUUGGAGCUCCAGGGAGUUUCAGUACGAGCCUCACCCCCGCACCCACACCCCCUUGCUGAAGUCGGAUGAGGAGCUCAUUGAAACUCUAGAAGACAACCAGGUGCAGCUGCAGAAUUUAAUGUCAUCCAAGUACAUUGCCUUCUUCCUGGAGGAGGUGUCUGCCUGGCAGAGGAAGCUCUCCACUGCUGACUCGGUCAUCUCCCUCUGGUUCGAGGUGCAGCGCACGUGGUCCCACCUGGAGGGCAUUUUCAUAGGCUCAGAGGACAUCCGGGCACAGCUGCCCCAGGACUCCAAACGUUUUGAAGGCAUUGAUGUGGAUUUUAAAGAACUGGCGUAUGAAGUUCAGAAAACCCCAAAUGUGGUUGAAGCCACCAAUAAACCAGGUCUGUCCCAAAAGCUGGAGGACAUCCAGAGUAGGCUGUGUCUCUGUGAGAAGGCUUUGGCUGAAUAUUUGGACAUGAAAAGGUUGGCUUUUCCCAGAUUUUACUUCAUUUCUUCUGCAGAUUUACUGGAUAUUCUUUCCAACGGCACCAACCCCCAUCUGGUGCAGCGUCACCUUCCCAAACUCUUUGACAACUUGGCCAGGCUGAAAUUCCAGGUGGACUCUGAGCAGAAGACAACCAAGGUUGGCCUGGGAAUGUACAGCAGAGAGGAGGAAUAUGUCCAGUUCAGUGACCCCUGUGACUGCAGUGGGCAGGUGGAGGUGUGGCUGGGUCGCCUGCUGGACACCAUGAGGGCCACGGUGAGGGAUGGCAUGGGCAUGGCUGUGGCAGCCUACGAGGACAAGCCCAGGGACCAGUGGCUCUUUGACCACCCUGCCCAGGUGGCUCUUUGCUGCACCCAGAUCUGGUGGACAGCUGAGGUGGGCAUGGCCUUCUCCAGGAUGAAGGAAGGCUACGAGAAGGCCAUGAAGGAGUACCACAAGAAGCAGGUGGCCCAGCUGAACACGCUGGUGACCAUGCUGCUGGGGCAGCUCUCCAGGGGCGACAGGCAGAAGAUCAUGACCAUCUGCACCAUCGACGUGCACGCGCGGGACGUGGUGGCCAAGAUGAUAGCACAGAAGGUGGACAAUGGCCAGGCCUUCGUGUGGCUGGCGCAGCUGCGGCACCGCUGGUCGGACGAGGAGCGGCACUGCUGGGCCAACAUCUGUGAUGCUCAGUUCCUCUACUGCUACGAGUACCUGGGCAACACCCCCCGGCUCGUCAUCACGCCCCUGACCGACAGGUGCUACAUCACCCUGACCCAGUCCCUGCACCUGACCAUGAGCGGGGCCCCCGCGGGCCCUGCAGGCACCGGCAAGACGGAGACCACCAAGGACCUGGGCCGAGCCCUGGGCAUCAUGGUCUACGUGUUCAACUGCUCCGAGCAGAUGGACUACAAGUCUUGUGGGAAUAUUUACAAAGGCCUUUCCCAGACAGGAGCCUGGGGCUGUUUUGAUGAAUUUAACAGGAUCUCAGUUGAGGUCCUUUCUGUGGUUGCUGUACAGGUGAAGAGUGUGCAGGAUGCCAUCCGGGAGAAGAAGAAAUCCUUCAAUUUUCUUGGAGAAGACAUUAACUUAGUGCCCUCAGUUGGGAUUUUCAUCACCAUGAACCCCGGUUACGCAGGACGAACCGAGCUACCUGAGAAUUUGAAAGCUCUCUUCAGGCCCUGUGCCAUGGUGGUGCCAGACUUUGAGCUGAUCUGUGAGAUUAUGUUGGUGGCCGAGGGCUUCCUCCAGGCCCGGGCCUUGGCCAGGAAGUUCAUCACACUCUACCAGCUCUGCAAGGAGCUCCUGUCCAAGCAGGACCACUACGACUGGGGUCUGCGGGCCAUCAAGUCGGUGCUGGUGGUGGCCGGCUCCCUGAAGCGCGCGGACCCCGAGCGGCCCGAGGAGCAGGUCCUGAUGCGCUCCCUCCGCGACUUUAACAUCCCCAAGAUCAUGACAGAUGACGUGCCAGUGUUCAUGGGGCUGAUUGGGGACCUGUUCCCUGCGCUGGAUGUGCCUCGGAAGCGCGACCUGGAUUUCGAGGCCGUGGUGAAGGAGGCUGUGCUGGAGCUGCGGCUGCAGCCUGAGGACAACUUUGUGCUCAAAGUGGUGCAGCUGGAGGAGCUGCUCAGUGUCCGGCACUCCGUGUUCGUGGUGGGGGCUGCAGGCACAGGCAAGUCUCAGGUGCUGAGGUCCCUGCACAAAACCUACCAGAGAAUGAGGCGCAGGCCUGUGUGGACAGACCUCAACCCCAAAGCAGUCACCAACGACGAGCUCUUCGGCAUCAUCAACCCAGCAACGAGAGAGUGGAGAGAUGGACUGUUUUCAUCAAUCAUGAGAGAGCUGGCCAACAUCUCACAUGAUGGUCCCAAGUGGAUGGUACUAGAUGGAGAUAUUGAUCCAAUGUGGAUUGAAUCUCUGAACACUGUGAUGGAUGAUAAUAAGGUGCUGACCCUGGCCAGCAACGAGAGGAUCCCCCUGAAGCCCACGAUGAGGCUGCUGUUUGAGAUCAGCCACCUGCGCACGGCCACCCCGGCCACCGUGUCCCGGGCAGGGAUCCUGUACAUCAACCCCUCAGACCUGGGCUGGAAUGCCCCUGUCAGCAGCUGGAUUGACCGGCGGGAGGUGCAGUCCGAGAGGGCCAACCUGACCAUUCUGUUUGACAAGUACCUGCCCGUUUGCCUGGACACCCUGAGAGCCAGAUUUAAGAAGAUUAUUCCCAUUCCUGAGCAGAGCAUGGUUCAGAUGCUGUGUUACCUCCUGGAAUGCCUCCUGACAGAGGACAACACACCUCCUGACUGUCCCAAGGAGCUUUAUGAACUUUACUUUGUCUUUGCUGCUGUCUGGGCCUUUGGUGGCUCCAUGUUCCAGGACCAGCUCGUGGACUACAGAGUGGAGUUCAGCAAGUGGUGGGUGGCAGAAUUCAAGACAAUCAAGUUCCCUUCCCAGGGCACAGUCUUUGACUUUUACGUUGAUCCAGAAACAAAGAAGUUUGAGCCUUGGUCUAAACUUAUUCCCCAGUUUGAAUUUGAUCCAGAGGUGCCCCUGCAGGCCUGCCUGGUGCCCACGGCGCAGACGGUGCGGCUGCGGUUCCUGGUGGCCAGGCUGCUGCAGCGCCGGCGCCCCGUGCUGCUGGUGGGCACUGCUGGCACGGGCAAGUCUGUGCUGCUGGGGGACACGCUCUGCUCGCUGGACACCGACGUCUUCCUGGUGAAGAAGGUGCCCUUUAACUACUACACCACCUCUGCCAUGCUGCAAGGUGUGCUGGAGAAGCCUCUGGACAAAAAGGCUGGCAGGAGUUACGGCCCCCCAGGCACCAAGAGGCUGGUGUACUUCAUGGAUGACCUGAACAUGCCCCAGGUGGACGCCUACGGGACCGUGCAGCCCCACACCCUGCUCAGGCAGCACCUGGACUACGGACACUGGUACGACAGGAGCAGGCUGUGCCUGAAGGAGAUCAGCAAUGUGCAGUACGUGUCCUGCAUGAACCCCACUGCCGGGAGCUUCACCAUCAACCCCCGGCUCCAGCGUCACUUCUGUGUCUUCGCUCUCUCCAACCCUGAGCAGGACUCUUUGUCCAGGAUCUACAGCACCAUCUUAGAGCAGCACCUGGCCAGUGGGAACUUCUCAGAGGCUGUGCAAAAAUCAGCCCAGCAGCUCAUUGCCCUGGCCCUGGGGCUCCAUCAGAAGGUGGCUGCCACGUUCCUGCCAACAGCUGUCAAGUUCCACUACGUUUUCAACCUCAGAGACUUCUCCAAUAUCUUCCAAGGCCUGCUGUUCUCUACCCCCGAAUGUCUGAAGCAGCCCCAAGACCUGGUGAAGCUCUACCUGCACGAGUCAAACCGGGUGUACCGGGACAGGAUGGUUGAGGAGGUGGAUUGGGACACUUUUGAUAAAAUCCAGCGGGAGAUGGUGAAGAAAUGCUACGACGAUAUUGAGGACACUUUAGAGCAGGCCAAACACAUGAAUAUUUAUUGCCAUUUUGCCAAAGGCCUCGGGGAGCCUGGCUAUAGGCCAGUUCCGAGCUGGGAGGAGCUGAACCAGAUCCUCGUGGAAGCCUUGGAGAGCUACAACGAAGUCAAUGCUGCCAUGGACCUGGUACUGUUUGAGGAUGCCAUGAGCCACGUCUGCCGCAUCAGCCGCGUCCUGGCGGCGCCGCGGGGGAACGCGCUCCUGGUCGGCGUGGGAGGCACGGGGAAGCAGAGCCUGACCCGCCUGGCUGCCUUCCUCAGCUCCCUGGAGGUCUUCCAGAUCACCCUGAGGAAAGGCUACGGCGUCCCUGACCUCAAGGCAGACCUGGCAAACCUGUACCUGAAGGCUGGGCUGAAGAGCGUGGGCUCCGUGUUCCUGCUGAGCGACGCGCAGCUCGCGGACGAGCAGUUCCUGGUGCUGGUCAACGACUUCUUGGCAUCAGGGGAAAUCCCGGAUCUCUUCCCUGAUGAUGAAGUGGAAAACAUCAUCAGCAGUGUGAGGAAUGAUGUCAGGGGCCGGGGGCUGCUGGAUUCCAGGGAGAAUUGCUGGAGGUUUUUCAUCGAGCGAGUCCGACGGCAGCUGAAGGAUUCAGUCAAGGAAUCAAUAAGCAAAUUCAUGGCCCACGUCCACAUCAGUGUCAACGAGGUGUCCCGGCUGUACCUCAGCAACGAGCGCCGCUACAACUACACCACCCCCAAGUCCUUCCUGGAGCAAAUCAAACUCUACCAGAACCUGCUGCUGAGGAAGGACAAGGAUUUAAAGGCAAAAAUGGAGCGCCUGGAGAACGGCCUGGAGAAGCUCAAGAGCACCUCUGCACAGGUGGAUGAGCUGAAGGCCAAGCUGGCAGCCCAGGAGGUGGAGCUGAAGCAGAAGAAUGAGGAUGCUGACAAGCUGAUCCAGGUGGUGGGGGUGGAGACGGAGAAGGUGAGCAGGAAGAAGGCGGUGGCCGACGAGGAGGAGCGGAAGGUGGCCCUCAUCGCCCAGGAGGUGGAGCAGAAGCAGAAGGACUGUGAGGAGGACCUGGCCAAGGCUGAGCCUGCCCUGGCAGCUGCCCAGGCUGCUCUCAACACCCUCAACAAGACCAAUCUGACAGAGCUGAGGUCCUUUGGGUCACCUCCUUCUGCUGUCAGCAACGUCACAGCAGCCGUGAUGGUGCUGACGGCCCCAGGAGGGAAGAUCCCCAAGGACAGGAGCUGGAAAGCAGCCAGAGUGGCCAUGGCAAGGGUAGACAGCUUCCUGGACUCCUUGAUCAAGUUCAACAAGGAGAACAUCCACGAGAACUGCCUGAAAGCCCUCCAGCCCUAUCUGCAAGACCCCAAGUUCAACCCCGAGUUCGUGGCCACCAAGUCGGCGGCGGCGGCCGGGCUGUGCUCGUGGGUGCUGAACAUCGAGCGCUUCCACCGCGUGUUCUGCGAGGUGCAGCCCAAGAGGCAGGCUCUGGACAGGGCCAACGCUGAGCUGGCAGCAGCCCAGGACAAGCUGGCCACUGUCAAGGCCAAAAUCGCCCGCCUCAACGAGAACCUGGGCAAGCUGACAGCCCGGUUUGAGAAGGCCACGUCAGACAAACUCAGGUGCCAGCAGGAGGCUGAAGCCACAGCCUGCACCAUCACCCUCGCCAACCGCCUGGUUGGGGGUCUCGCCUCUGAAAAUGUGAGAUGGGCUGAGGCUGUGAAGGACUUCAAACAGCAGCAGAGCACCUUGUGUGGAGAUGUCCUGCUGGUCACAGCCUUUGUGUCCUACCUGGGCUACUUCACCAGGAAAUACCGCCAGGACCUCCUGGAUGGCAUCUGGAGGCCCUAUUUGCACCAGCUAGAAGUGCCGAUCCCGGUGACGCCGCGGCUGGAGCCGCUGUCGGUGCUGGCGGACGAGGCGGCCGUGGCGGCCUGGCGGAACCAGGGCCUGCCGGCCGACUGCACGUCCAGCGAGAACGCCGCCAUCCUGAGCAGCUGCCAGCGCUGGCCCCUCCUGGUGGACCCCCAGCUGCAGGGCAGCAAGUGGAUCAAAAGCACCCAUGGAGAAGGGCUCCGCGUGAUCCCAGCGGGGCAGAAAGGGUAACGUCGUCCUUCUCUGGAAGGAGGGGCUGCUGGCGUUGUUGAGAAUGGGGCGGUCGUGGCUGUGGAGGUGAGCUGGAUGAGGGGGCGGUACAUCAAGAUUGGGGACAAGGAGUGCGCCUUGCACCCUGCCUUCCGCCUGAUCCUGCACACCAAGCUGGCAAACCCCCACUACCAGCCCGAGCUGCAGGCCCAGUGCACCCUCAUCAACUUCUCUGUCACCCGCGACGGCCUCGAGGAGCAGCUGCUGGCGAGCGUGGUGCGCCUGGAGAGACCCGACCUGGAGGAGCUGAAGUCAGAUCUCACAAAGCAACAGAAUGGAUUCAAGAUCACCUUGAAAACUUUGGAGGACAACUUGCUCUCUCGGCUGUCAUCAGCAUCUGGGAAUUUCCUGGGAGACACAGCGUUGGUGGAGAACCUGGAGAGCACUAAGAGGACAGCUGCAGAGAUUGUGGAGAAGGUGCAGGAGUUUAAGGUGACAGAAGGCAGGAUUAACGAGGCCAGGGAGCAGUACAGGCCCGCGGCCUGCCGCGCCGCCAUGCUCUACUUCACCAUGAGCGAGCUGCACGCCGUGCACCCCAUGUACCAGUUCUCCCUGAAGGCAUUCCACGUGGUGUUCCAGAAGGCCAUGGAGAGGGCAGCUCCUGCUGAGAGCCUGGCAGGGCGGGUGCUGAGCCUCACGGACAGCAUCACCUUCUCCGUGUUCCAGUACACGGCCCGGGGGCUCUUCGAGAGGGACAAGCUGACCUUCAGUGCCCAGCUCACCUUCCAGAUACUUCUGAGGAAUAAAGACAUCGACCCAGCAGAACUGGAUUUCCUGCUCAGAUACCCAGCACAGCCCGGAGUCACGAGCCCUGUGGAGUUCCUGUCUGACCAUGCCUGGGGAGGAAUCAAGGCUCUCUCAUCCAUGGAGGAAUUCAGAAACCUGGAUCGGGACAUUGAAGGGUCUGCGAAACGGUGGAAGAAAUUUGUUGAGUCUGAGUGUCCUGAGAAGGAGAGGUUCCCCCAGGACUGGAAGAACAAGUCAGCCCUGCAGCGCCUGUGCAUCCUGCGCGCCCUGCGGCCCGACCGCGUGCCCUGCGCCGUCAGAGAUUUUGUCGAAGAAAAGCUGGGCAGCAAAUACGUGGUGGGGAGAUCCCUGGAUUUUGCAACGACCUUUGAGGAAUCAGGGCCUGCCACCCCGAUGUUUUUUAUCCUGUCCCCAGGAGUGGACCCACUGAAGGAUGUGGAGAAGCAUGGGAAGAAGCUGGGCUACACCUUCAACCACAGGAACCUCCACAACAUUUCCCUUGGACAAGGCCAGGAGCUGGUGGCUGAACAGGCUCUGGAUGUGGCUGCAAAGGAGGGUCACUGGGUCAUCCUUCAGAACAUCCACCUGGUGGCCAAGUGGCUGGGCUCCCUGGAGAAGAGGCUGGAGCAGCACAGCGAGGGCAGCCACCAGGAUUUCCGCGUGUUCCUCAGCGCCGAGCCGGCGCCGUGCCCGGAGAGCCACAUCAUUCCCCAGGGCAUCCUGGAAAACUCCAUCAAAAUCACCAGCGAGGCGCCCACCGGGAUGCACGCCAACCUGCACAAGGCCCUGGACAACUUCAGCCAGGACACCCUGGAGAUGUGCAGCCAGGAGAAGGAGUUCAGGAGCAUCCUGUUUGCCCUGUGCUAUUUCCACGCGGUGGUGGCGGAGCGGCGCAAGUUCGGCCCCCAGGGCUGGAACCGCCCGUACCCCUUCAGCACUGGAGAUCUCACCAUCUCUGUCAAUGUGCUCUACAACUACCUGCAGGCCAGCUCCAAGGUCCCGUACGAUGACCUGCGCUACCUCGUGGGUGAGAUCAUGUAUGGAGGUCACAUCACGGAUGACUGGGACAGGCGGCUCUGCAAAACCUACCUGGAAGAGUUCAUUAAGCCAGAAAUGCUGGAGGGAGAGCUCUGCCUUGCUCCUGGAUUUCUCCUCCCAGGGAACAUGGAUUAUAAUGGCUAUCACCAGUACAUAGACGAUGCCCUGCCUCCAGAGUCUCCCUACCUGUACGGCCUCCACCCCAACGCAGAGAUCGGGUUCCUGACGCAGAGCUCGGAGCGGCUCCUGCGCACUGUGCUGGAGCUGCAGCCCCGCGACAGCAGCACGGGCCAGGGAGCUGUGGGCACCCACGAGGAGAUGGUGCAAGCCCUUCUGGAAGAGAUGUUGGAGAAGCUCACAGACGAGUUCAACAUGGCAGAGCUGAUGGCCAGGGUGGAGGAGAGGACUCCCUACGCUGUGGUUGCCCUGCAGGAGUGCGAGCGCAUGAACGCGCUCACGACUGAAAUGCGGCGCUCGCUCGCCGAGCUGGAGCUGGGCCUGAAGGGGGAACUGACCAUGACCAGCGACAUGGAGACCUUGCAGAACUGCCUCUUCCUGGGCACGGUGCCCGAGUCCUGGGUGAAGAGAUCUUACCCUUCCACGGCCAGCCUGGCCUCGUGGUUUGCUGACCUGCUGGCCCGCAUCAGCGAGCUGGAAGCCUGGACCAGGGACUUCUCCUUGCCCUCCACACUGUGGCUCGGAGGGUUCUUCAACCCCCAGUCCAUCCUGACAGCCAUCAUGCAGACCACAGCCCGGAAGAACAGGUGGCCACUGGACAAGAUGACGUUGCAGUGUGAUGUGACCAAGAAGAGCAGAGAGGAUUUUGCCAGUGCUCCUCGUGAGGGGGCCUACGUGCACGGUCUGUUCAUGGAGGGAGCACGCUGGGAUGCUCAGACCGGGACGAUCGCGGAGGCCCGGCUCAAGGAGCUCACCCCGGCCAUGCCUGUCGUGUUCAUCAAGGCCAUUCCUGACGACAAGCAGGACACCCGGGGCUUGUACCCGUGUCCUCUGUACAAAACACGCCAGAGGGGCCCAACCUACGUCUGGACUUUCAACCUGAAAACCAAGGAAAACCCGUCCAAGUGGGUGCUCGCUGGUGUGGCCUUGCUGCUGCAGGUCUGAGGCACCAGCACGGCCCCU